This is a messenger RNA of Hippocampus zosterae (dwarf seahorse), 7836 nucleotides long. RefSeq names its product zinc finger, SWIM-type containing 8 (gene zswim8). Gene Ontology annotation, molecular function: zinc ion binding. The record is from RefSeq and is a predicted model, not a curated record. The transcript has 26 exons. Lineage: Eukaryota; Metazoa; Chordata; Actinopteri; Syngnathiformes; Syngnathidae. Gene Ontology annotation, cellular component: Cul2-RING ubiquitin ligase complex. Bases 769 to 6459 code for a protein of 1896 amino acids.
GAAGAAGCAGAAGAAGAAGAAGAAGCAGAAGAAGAAGAAGAAGAAGAAGAAAAAAAAGAAGAAGGAAAAAGGGAAAAAAAUGAAAAAAAUUGGGUAACCCCUGUAAUUAUACAUCAGCUGUCAGUAAAGCUACACACCGUCUUUUUCUGGCCCUGCUCUGGAUCAACACCAUUGGAAUAUUUUCAUCAUAUAAUUUCAAACCAGGGACGACAAACGGAAACGAAGACAUCGGUAGUGGGUGGGAACGAAACAACGUCAAGAAAUGGGGUGUCUAAAGCCAAACCCGUGGUUUAAAUGUAAUCUAAUGGUCUAUUUGUAUGAGAUUUAAAUCGUCCAAGAUAUCGUCCACUCUUGAAAGAGACGAAGCGCGUUGAAUUACACAAACAACUUGAUAAUGAAUAAGUAACAUAGAUACACGUAUCUAAUGGUGGAAAUGUAGUCUGCGUCGUAUUAACAUUGUUACUGGAUUGAUGUAAAUAAAAAUAGUUUAGCUAAAGAUUAACCUGACCAAGAUACGGUCGCACAACGAACGUGUUUUAUUGAAUUGAGGCACAACGGUAAAUUCUUCGAGACUAAUUGACCGGUGUUUAGUUUUAACUCAGCUGCGCCUGUAACAUGUUUUAUGAAAACAAACACUGAACACCAUCUUCACCUCUGCCCAUAACCCUCAAACCAAACAAACGGCUGAAACUGCAAUUUGUACACGAAAGACGAGAAGUAAAGCGAAGUCACAGACCUAUGGGCGGAUGAAAAUUAAAAGUCGACGGAAUGGAACUGAUGUUUGCUGAAUGGGAAGAUGGGGAGAGGUUCUCAUUUGAAGACUCUGACCGGUUUGAGGAGGACUCGCUAUGCUCCUUCAUUUCAGAGGCCGAGAGUCUAUGUCAGAACUGGAGGGGAUGGAGGAAGCAAUCUGCUGGACCCACAUCUCCUACUGUGAAGACAAAAGAUGGUCAGGUCAUUCCAUUGGUGGAGUUGUCAGCCAAACAAGUUGCCUUUCACAUCCCUUUUGAGGUAGUAGAGAAGGUUUACCCUCCUGUGCCAGAACAACUGCAGCUUCGAAUAGCAUACUGGAGCUUCCCUGAAAAUGAGGAAGAUAUCAGGUUGUAUUCGUGCCUGGCAAAUGGAAGUCCAGAUGAGUUUCAACGUGGUGAGCAGUUACACCGGAUCAGAGCUGUGAAAGACCCUCUGCAAAUCGGGUUCCAUCUCAGUGCAACUGUCGUACCCAGUCAGGCAGGACAAUCAAAAGGCACCUACAACGUGGCAGCAAUGUUUGAUCGCUGCCGCAUCACCUCCUGCAGUUGUACGUGUGGUGCUGGGGCUAAAUGGUGUGCCCAUGUGGUGGCACUCUGUCUCUUCAGGAUUCACAAUGCCUCAGCUGUCUGUCUGAGGGCCCCGGUGUCAGAGUCUUUGUCCAGGCUUCAGAGGGAUCAGCUCCAGAAAUUUGCCCAGUAUCUCAUUAGUGAGCUACCUCAACAGAUUUUACCCACAGCCCAACGACUACUUGAUGAGCUCUUAUCCUCUCAGUCAACUGCAAUCAACACUUUGUGUGGAGCUCCAGACCCCACAGCUGGACCUUCAGCUUCUGACCAGAGCACCUGGUAUUUGGAUGAGUCGACUCUGAGUGACAACAUCAAAAAGACACUCCAUAAGUUUUGUGGGCCUUCACCUGUUGUAUUCAGUGAUGUAAAUUCUAUGUAUCUAUCGUCGACUGAGCCACCAGCUGCUGCUGAAUGGGCAUGUCUGCUAAGACCUCUAAGAGGCAGAGAACCGGAGGGCAUUUGGAACCUUCUGUCGAUUGUAAGGGAGAUGUUAAAGAGACGAGACAGCAAUGCUGCACCGCUCCUCGAGAUACUCACUGAGCAGUGCCUGACAUAUGAACAGAUCAUCAGCUGGUGGUAUAGUGUUCGAACGUCGACAUCACACAGCAGUGCCAGUGGACACACUGGACGGAGCAAUGGUCAAACGGAUGUAGCAGCUCAUGCCUGUGCCAGCAUGUGUGAUGAAAUGGUGAUCCUUUGGAAGCUAGCAGUGCUAGACCCCACUAUGAGCCCCUGCAGGCGUCUGGAACUGGCAAGUCACCUGAAGCACUGGCACCUUAAAGUUAUAGAGAUAGUGAAGCGUGGGCAGCAUCGCAAGUCCCUGGACAAGCUUUUCCAGGGCUUUAAACCUGCUGUGGAGUCAUGUUAUUUCAACUGGCAAAUGGCCUACCCUCUCGAAGGUAUCACCUACUCUAGUCCUGAAAAGAAGACAACCACCUUCUUCUGGCCUAGGGGAAAUCAGCAACAGAGAGCACUAAGAGCCUCUGCAGGAUCUAUCGGGGAACCUCUUGUACCAGGAGGAGCAGAUUGUAAAGACAGUGGUCAGUUUCAGGAAGAGGUUGUUGUGAGGCCAAAGGAGACGACAUUAACCAAAAAGAGGCCUUAUUCAGUGAAUGGAGGGGGAACUACGUUGGUUCGUCUGGGAGGGGGGGUCUCACUGUCUCUAGAAGAUGGAGGAGGAAAAUGUUUCUACAAAGGAUCAGGUUCUACCUCUGGGGGUAAAUUCAAAUUUAUGAAGGGCUUUGGGAAGGGGGGAAUUUUUGGAGGAUGUAAAAAUAUCAAUGCCAAACAGAGAACCAGCAGUGAGGAUAGCUCUCUGGAGCCAGACCUUGCUGAACUCAGCCUUGAUGAUGGGCAUUGUCUGGCUUUGGGGGCUGAGGCAAGCAACACAUUCGAAUUUAAUCCCCCAGCACCAGAGGUGUUCCCUUCCCCCGGUCCACUGCGUCAGGACUCAUACAGUAACGCAUGCAGCAAUAAUAAGAACACAAUAUUAAAUUGUGAACAUAUUAGCCUAGCUUCAGAUGGCUGUCAUGCGGUAAAGACUGCGCCUCUCACAAUAUCUUUCAAAGAGACUGAUAUGGUGUUUGAUGUUUCUCGUCCAACAAAGAAUCAGCCAGAGCAGGACUUGGAACAGAACAAAGAUGGAAACUCGGUUAACAGUGAUGCGCUGUUAGACAGUUCAGGCAAUAAUUCAUUUUCUACCAAGCCCCCUCAAGGUCUUGUGGAGGAAAUAUAUGCUGGAACAGCAGCAGAAAAUAGAGCACCCGCAAUGUGUGGAAUUGCUCAGCAAGAAGCAGAUGGACUCCUUGUGUGUGAAGAUGACUACCAGGUUUACUACCUGAGCCCUGCUUCAGAAGAGGGAGCCGAUCGACAGCUGGUUGACAGCCACCAAGACGAGCCAGACAUCUUUGCAGGGAUCAAACCAUUAGAGCAAGAGGGACGCAUGGAGGUGCUGUUUGCAUGUGCUGAGGCUCUACAUGCUCAUGGAUACAAUAAUGAAGCAUGCCAACUGGCUGUGGAUUUGGCAAAGGAACUUCUGGCGAACCCUCCUGACCUUAAAGUGGAACAGCCACAGACGAAGGCUAAGAAGAAUAAAGUGUCGACUGGCCAUCAGACACAGGUGGCUACCAACACAUUGUCAAAAGCAGCCUUCCUCAUCACUGUCCUCAGUGAUCGACUGGAGCUCCAUAAUCUGGCCUUCAACACCGGCAUGUUCUCCUUGGAACUCCAGAGACCACCAGCAUCUACUAAAGCUUUAGAGGUGAAGCUGGCUUACCAAGAGUCAGAUAUUGUGGCUCUGUUGAAGAAACUUCCGAUGGGUCUCGUAGAAAUGUCCGUCAUCAGAGAGAGGGCUGAGCAGCUCAGAGAUGGAAACUAUUGUGGUUACAGACCCGUCCUUCCGCUCAUGUUGGCCAGCUUUAUUUUUGAUGUCCUCUGUGCCCCAGUUGUGUCUCCAACUGGCUCCGGCCCAACCAGUCGCAAGCACAGCAGUGAGAUGCUGGGGGAUGAAGAGCUUGGCUUUUGUGCAGCUGUUUCAGCACUAGGGAUGAAGACAACCGUGAGUGAGGCAGAGCAUCCUCUGCUUUGUGAAGGAACAAGAAGAGUUAAGGGAGAUCUUGCUCUUACCCUCAUGAUCACAUAUAAAGAUGACCAGAGCAAACUGAAGAAGAUACUUGAUAAAUUAUUAGACAGAGAGAGUCAGACCCACAAACCUCAGACCCUGAGCUCCUUCUACUCAAGCAAGCCUGCAGGGGGCAGCCUACGCAGCCCGUCAAAACAUGGCCCCUCAUCUUCCUCUGGAACCACUUUGGUGGCCUCUUCUUCCAACUCCUCAUCUGCUGUGGUUUGUGAAGAGCUGGAUGAACAAAAACCAGUACAGAACAGCGUUGCAGGACAGAGCACCAAUAAUUGUGUCACAGGAGGCAAUCAAAGUGACAGUCAAAAUGAGUCAACCACAUUCAAGCUUGACAACACUGUGCCGAGCCGAUUGGCACUUGGGGCACGCUGUGGAUACAGCCAACGCUGUUGGGGAUCUCCUGUCCGACAGAAGAAGAAACACACUGGUAACACUCUGGCAGGUAUGGCAAGCAUUGACAGCAGCGCUCCGGAGACAACCUCAGACAGUUCCCCCACCCUCAGCCGGCGGCCGUUACGAGGUGGAUGGGCAGCAACAUCAUGGGGUCGGGGUCAAGAUAGCGACAGCAUCAGUAGCUCAUCUUCAGAUUCGCUGGGAUCGUCCUCCUCCAGUGGAUCUCACAGGGCAGGGGUUGGUGCCAGAGCCAAGAGCACGGACACCAGCAGGUACAAAGGGCGUCGUCCAGAGUGCCAUGUUCCUCAUGUGCCCAACCAGCCAUCAGAGGCCGCAGCACACUUCUACUUUGAGUUAGCCAAGACGGUGCUCAUCAAAGCUGGAGGAAACUCAUCUACCUCCAUUUUCACCCAGCCCACUGUUAGUGGAGCUCACCAGGGGCCUCACAGAAACCUUCAUUUGUGUGCCUUUGAGAUCGGCCUGUAUGCUCUUGGUCUUCACAACUUUGUUUCUCCCAACUGGCUGUCCAGAACCUACUCUUCACAUGUUUCCUGGAUUACUGGUCAGGCAAUGGAGAUUGGCAGUUCUGCUCUCAACAUUUUGAUGGAGUGUUGGGAUGGUCACCUCACCCCUCCAGAAGUAGCAUCAUUGGCUGACCGCGCUUCACGGGCGAGGGACCUCAACAUGGUCCGUGCAGCUGCUGAACUGGCUCUGAGCUGCCUGCCUCAUGCACAUGCUCUAAAUCCAAAUGAGAUCCAGAGAGCCUUGGUGCAAUGCAAAGAACAGGACAACGUGAUGCUAGAAAAAGCAUGUAUGGCAGUCGAAGAAGCAGCUAAAGGUGGAGGCGUUUAUCCUGAGGUAUUGUUUGAGGUUGCUCAUCAGUGGUACUGGCUGUAUGAGCAUUCAAUCAUAGGAAACAUAAGCCAGCAAAGAGAGACUUCGGGACGGUGUGGGGCCAAAGGAUGUUCAAGCAGACGGACCCCGGAGACCAGCUGUGGCAUGUUCGAUGGUGGAACCAAUGUGGAGUCUACUGGGGUAGCGGUCACAGGUUCAGUCACAGCAGCAGCUGUUGUACCCGUUAUCACUGUGGGAUCGAACAUAUAUCAGUCCCAUGGCAUGUCAGGGCAGGUGAUGGCACAUGCUCAUACCCAUGGCCUUCGCCCAUAUGCCACCAUCCAGACCCACCUGCCCACAGUUUGUACCCCUCAAUACUUGGGUCAUCCACUGCAGCACACACCAAGACCUGCUGUCUUUCCUGUUUCCGCAGGUACAUACCCACAGGGUAUGCACCCAGCCUUUAUUGGUUCCCAUUACCCCUUUUCAGUGGCUACUGGUCCCUCCCCUUCCAUAACAGCAACUGCUGUGACCUUCCCUGCAAUCCCUGUCCCAUCUUUGACACAGAUUGGCUAUCCCUACCAUUCUGACACCAGUCUACCAAUCAACACCACUGUAGCAGUUGGAAGUAUCCAUGCUGGCUCAACCUUACAGGCCAUUCAGGGUUCCCAGCCAAGUCCAUUGGCUAGCACCUCUUACACAGUAGAUGAGGAACAUCACCACCAGCCAAUCAGCCAACAUGGCAUGCACUAUCUCCAUUCUGCCUAUAGAGUUGGUAUGCUAGCAUUGGAGAUGCUGGGAAGGAGAGCUCAUAAUGAUCACCCAAACAAUUUUACCCGAAGCCCGCCCUACACAGAAGAUGUCAAAUGGCUCCUAGGACUUGCAUCAAGGCUAGGAGUCAACUUCGUCUACCAAUUCUGUGUGGGAGUGGGUAAAGGUGUCCUGAGUCCAUUUGUUCUUCAGGAGAUUAUCAUGGAGGCUCUCCAGAGGCUGAAUCCUGCUCACAUUCACGCUCACCUACGAACACCUGCCUUCCACCAGCUUGUUCAGCGCUGUCAACAGUCAUACCUGCAGUAUAUCCAUCACAGGCUCAUCCACUUAACACCUGCUGACUAUGACGACUUUGUCAACAUCAUCCGCAGCGCCAGAGCUGCUUUCUGUCUCACGCCGGUGGGUGUGAUGCAAUUAAAUGAUGUACUGCAGAACCUGAAGAGAGGCAAACAGACUAAAGAGCUUUGGCAGCGCAUUUCCCUGGAGAUGGCAUCAUUUUCACCCUGAAUAUACGCGUCUGGGGGAAUCCAUUGAGCAUCAUUACUGCUGCUGGGCUGAGCCAGCCACAUCUACUCUUUUUGUCUGAAAUCUUGCUUUCAUCCCACCACAACCCCCAGCAAUGUAGACUGAGCAAACACAGCACACAGAUCCACUACCAGUCCCCGUUUUCUGUGUCUAGCAAAUUGUCUCUCACGGCAAUCAAAUCUAAAUGUAAAAUUGCAUUAUUACUUUUUUCUGUUUCCACUAAAAACCAUUAAGAGGAAGCUUGUUCUAUUUAUGGUGUUUUGUCAUUAUAAAUAAAAUGAAUGGGUCCUCCCUCUGUUUUGCAGUCAAGAGCAUUGUCCAACAAGAAGAAUAUAUGAAACUCUCACUUGGAAAAUACUGUGGUGGUUGUUGUUGUUGUUGUUUUUCAGGAGGGGGGCAGGCGGCAUAAGAAAUGGGAAAAUUGAUUUUUGUGGACAUAUAUAAAUAUAAUGGACGGUAACAACUGGAUGAUGAGACCUUUGUCACUAAACACUAACAAUAGAGCUGUUGGGAAUGUGUUGACAAGUUGUUUAGAAAAUGUAAUGACAAAAACAGAAAAUAAUUUGUGUUCACCGGAGGUGAAGUUUUUUAGGAUUUAGUACAGGCUACAUGUCAUUGCUCUGUAUUGUACAUGACAUACCAAAUGCAGAGACAAUGUGAUCGUCUCAAAUUAAAUAUACAUUUAAGUGCACCUUUGCAGUUGUGUCAGUAUAGCUUGAGAGCCCAUUAGAGGCAACUACUUCACUGAGCAAGAUUACCUCACACUUAAUUGUCAUUCCUUCCUUCAAGUUUAUGUUUGGAGCAGUUUUCGUUGCCAUCAGGUUUAUCUACAUUGCUGCCAAAGGUAAUGUUGGCCAUCAAUGAUUUUCAGGUGACAGACAGAUCAUUUGUUUAGCUUGUCUCAUGUUGUGCCAUGAACAACUGAUUCAAUUGCUAGACCAUAAACAAUUAUGGUUAUAGGAUUUUAAUAUAGGUUUUCCAAAAUGUAUGAAGAUAACAUUUUAAUAUGUAUUUUGUUUUUUAAUGUGAUUUUUUUUCAUGAAGACAAACAUUUCCUUUGUCAAGCUCAAAACAUGUAUUUUCUUUGUGGGUAUAUAUUCUAUUGGUCCCAACCUAACUCAUUGCUUGUUACACAAACACUCAGACUACGUUUAGAUGCAGUCAGUAACACUUUUAAAACCCGUAUAUUGGCAGUAUUUGUGUUUUUAAAGGUGAUUUAAACAUGCGCAAAAUCCCCUGACCCCCUUUUCCAGACUUGCCACCAGGAUUUUUUCUCCCCCGAGGCUUCUGGGAGGCUUUACCAAUAUUGGUGGGUGGGGCGGUCUGAGAAAAAUAAAUAAAUACAUUUUCAUGACUUCA